GCCUCUGACCAAGAACAAAAAUUGUUGUGGGAAUAAUAUGCGAACAGCUGCCACUGGGACUGUCACAACUGCUCUGCAGAGAUGCCAUCCCUCACCAGAGUUUAUCAGCCAGUGGUACAAAUCCUAUCAUGAAGAACUCUGUGGCACCAGUUAUGGAUCUUUUUGUCUAAAUGGAGGGAUUUGUUAUAUGAUUCCUACUGUAUCCAGUCCAUUCUGCAGGUGUAUUGAGAAUUACACAGGAGCUCGUUGUGAGGAAGUUUUGCUGCCCAGCAUCAAAUCCCAAACAAAAGGUGACCUGUUUGCAGCUUUCUUGGCUUCCCUUCUUCUUCUAGGAGUUCUUGUAAUUGGAGCAUUCUACUUCCUUUGCAGGAAAGUUUCCAUUCCAAGGACAAGUUCUUCAGAGUGUGGUGCCAACCUAGUUGAAACUACAAGCAGCAAUGGCUGCAACAGAUUUCCCCAGAGGAGCUGA
Molecule: messenger RNA, 469 nt
Organism: Camarhynchus parvulus
Lineage: Eukaryota; Metazoa; Chordata; Aves; Passeriformes; Thraupidae
Gene: NRG4
Product: neuregulin 4
Exons: 6
Coding region: 38-469 (143 amino acids)
Biological process (GO): animal organ development; nervous system development; intracellular signal transduction
Molecular function (GO): chemorepellent activity
Source: RefSeq, a predicted model, not a curated record